AUGAUAUUAGGGCGAGCGCUUUAUUCAUUAGCCCGCCGCCGCCGGCCCGCUGAUCCCUCCUCUGGCCGUGAUGUGUUCAGGGAGUGGUACUACUGGAGUGAUGGUAAUUUAUCAUAUUCAAGAGGAUUAGCAGAGAAUAUUAAUGGUGUAGUUAUAUAUGCUACUACCUAUGAAGGGGAACAAGAACUAAAUAAUAAGUAUACUAAUGAUGUUAUUAAUGAACAUAAAGUAAGGCUUAUUAAAUUAGGACAUAAAGUAUAUCAUAAUGUUGAUGCUACUGAUAUACAUAAUACAUUAAUAAUUAAUAAUCAUAUAGAAGAGGAUAUACUAUUUAAUAGGAUAAUAUUCAUGCAUCCCUUAGUGUGUGAUAAUGAUAAGGUUAAAGCUUUAUCAUUAUCAUCAACAACCACUAACAGCAGCAGUGGUAGUCGAUUGAACGUUAUUAAUAUGUUAAUGUUAACUAAAUUCCUCAUAUCAUCAUCACAAUAUUUAUCUAUUAAUAAUGGUCAGAUAUGGAUAACUAUUAAAAAUGUAUAUCCUUAUAAAUGGUGGAAUAUACCAUUAUUACCAACAUAUAUUAAUAAUACUAGUCAUCAUCAUAUACUAUACUAUAUUGGUACAUUACGUAAUACUCACUAUCAGAGUGUAUUAGAUGAUACUAUAAAAAGGGUAACACUAUUAUCUGCUAAUAGUCAUCUUGAUGAUGAUGAUAUUGGUGACCAAGCUGAACAUAAUGAUGGUGAUUAUGACAGUAGUAGCUCUGUUAUUGAGUACUCUCAUUAUUACCAACCACGUAAUGUAGAUCGUAAUGCAGCAUUCCAUCUAACUUCACCUAUUACAUAUAUAUUCCAAUUGAUCCCACCACUACCACCAUCAUCAUCAUCAACAUCAACAACAACACAAUGCCAUGAGGAUACCUCGUCGUCUUCUUCUUGCUGCUGCUGCCGUUGUCGGAUAUGUGAUAUAACAUGUACCAGUAUACAUGAUCUUAGUAAACAUAAAGAUAGUCGUAAACAUAAACAGAGAUAUCAAUUACAUCUAUCAUUCAUUAAUGCAUUACGAAAAGAAGAUAUAGGAAGAGAAGUAGGAGUAGGAGGAGGUACUCAUGAUGAUGAUCCUACUACUAUAUUAAUAUUAUAUUAA
Messenger RNA from Perkinsus marinus ATCC 50983, 1143 nucleotides. RefSeq lists its product as hypothetical. The coding region runs from base 1 to 1143 and encodes 380 amino acids. Gene Ontology annotation, biological process: rRNA base methylation. The transcript has 6 exons. NCBI's taxonomy places the organism in Eukaryota, Perkinsozoa, Perkinsida, Perkinsidae. Gene Ontology annotation, molecular function: rRNA (uridine-N3-)-methyltransferase activity. The record is from RefSeq and is a predicted model, not a curated record.